Pangasianodon hypophthalmus (striped catfish) is the source of this 2328-nucleotide messenger RNA. RefSeq names its product fibroblast growth factor 13b (gene fgf13b). The coding region runs from base 180 to 755 and encodes 191 amino acids. Gene Ontology annotation, biological process: positive regulation of gene expression; positive regulation of cell population proliferation; animal organ morphogenesis. The transcript is spliced from 5 exons. The record is from RefSeq and is a predicted model, not a curated record. Lineage: Eukaryota; Metazoa; Chordata; Actinopteri; Siluriformes; Pangasiidae. Gene Ontology annotation, molecular function: growth factor activity; fibroblast growth factor receptor binding. Gene Ontology annotation, cellular component: cytoplasm.
ACCUCGUAAUGGCCUUCAGCUAAUCACAGUGUUAAUGGACACGACGCUGCAGCUGGAGCUCAUCCUCCUCUCAUCUCCUCCUCUCAUCUCAUCCUCUCAUCUCUUCUCUCCUCCUCUCCGCUCUUCCUCCUCGCCUCUCUCUCCGCGAGUCCUGCAGCAGGAGACGCGCCUCACGCAGCAUGGCUUUUCCUUUAAGAAGAACAGCAUCAGAGCCUCAGCUUAAAGGAAUCGUCACUAAACUGUGCAGCCGUCAGGGUUUUCACCUGCAGCUCCAAGCAGACGGAACCAUCGACGGCACGAAAGAGGAGGACAGCAGUUAUGCGGUGUUUAAUCUCAUCCCCGUGGGUCUGCGUGUGGUGGCGAUACAGAGCGUUCAGACGAAGCUCUACCUGGCCAUGAACAACGAGGGUUACCUGUACACCUCCGAACACUUCACUCCGGAGUGUAAAUUUAAGGAGUCUGUGUUUGAGAAUUAUUACGUGACCUACUCGUCCAUGCUGUACCGGCAGCAGCAGUCGGGUCGAGCCUGGUACCUCGGCCUCAAUAAGGAGGGACGAGUGAUGAAGGGGAACCGCGUCAAAAAGACCAAACCGGCCGCUCACUUCAUCCCCAAACCCCUCAAAGUUGCCAUGUACAGAGAGCCCUCACUCCACGACAUGACUGAAUUCUCACGAAGCGGAAGUGGAACUCCGACGAAGAGCCGCAGCGCAUCAGCCAUGCUGAACGGAGGGAAGAUAGCAAGCCAGUCGACAUAACAAGGGGACCUAACAAGGGGACCUAACAAGGGGACGUACCAAGGGGACCUUACAAGUUGGCAUGACAGCUCUGCACAAAAAAACCCCACACGUUUACACCUUUUUGGCUAACGAUCACUGUGAUGACAUCACAAGUGCAAAACCGGACGAAUCCAAGCCAUUGGACUUCAUCAUCGUCUUCAAACUCGUAGCCUGAACAAACUGCUGCUUCUCUCAUUCUUUUUCUUCUUCUUCUUCUUCUAAACUGUGUUACUGGACAAAAUCCACUUUACGUGAUUAUAAUCCUGCUAAAGUAGCUGCUGAUCUCAUACAUGGAGCACUGAGACGGAGACGGCGAGCGUGUCGGAGCAUCCAGCCUUCUGUAGCACAUCUUCACUGUUAAACACACUGAUGGGGUUCCGGCUUCUCUCUGAGAGUCUCGUUCACACGGAAUUACGGUUUUACGCAACCAAAGACGUCGUGUGUCUUCAUUGUGGAGGAGAGUGAAUGAGAAUCCAACAGGAACGUGGUAUUGUUUUGUUAACGCGCCCUCGUCCACUUCCCCUUACAUACAUUCGUGCGUGUGUGUGUGUGUGUGUGUGUGUGGCCUGCAUCAUACUGUACCAUACCAUGAAUACACUCGAGCUCAACAGUGUAGCUGAAGCCGUGGAGAUUUACACACUCACACACACCUGGAUUAAUUACUGCCUGCUGUGUAAACGUACUAGCACAGUAAAGUAACUCAGAAAUGUAAAAUGUUUACACUUUUAACACAGCUCCGUCCACCAUUUUGGAAAGGAAACUGCCUCAUAUUGGAAACAGCAAUGCCUUCUGGGUAAUUUCUGCUCCUGAAGUCCACACUGAUGACGACUCGAUCCCUCAUCCUACUCUCAUCUCGUCAGUAAUAAAGUCAAGCUCUUACGAUGGCGUCCAAGGGGACUAAACUGCAGGGAAGUGAGCGAGGGGAAGCGUUUAAGCAGGACGUGUUCAUCUCUACUCGGAUUCGACGUCUUCCUUUACUUCCUGCUUUCCUCUGUUUCCAUUGUGAAUGAAUGUCAGAUACGUAUGUUAAAGCGAGUUAUUUAAAAAACUUCAUCGCUUCUACAGGGCUAAAUUAAUUCUUCAUUUCUGAUUUCUGUACGUUGCUAUUAAUUAAUUUGGGUUCUGAGAGCAUUUGUGUUGCAUGGGACACACUGUGGGGGAAAGCUGCAUGUUUUCUAGCUGUGUGUGUGUGUGCGUGUGUGUGUGUGUGUGUGUGUGUGUGUGUUAGUCGCAUAAUAAACCGAUGGCAGAAUAAUGGAAAACGCCUCUGAUUUGCUGUGCUGAGUGAGUGGUUUGUGUAAACGUGGCGUUUAAGCGACACGCCGCACGUCAGUGAUGUUUACGAUGCUUCAGAGCCGCGUGGAGAGACGACGUGAGUUUAACAGCCUUUUAACGAAACGUGUAUUAAACCUUCAUCAUGUUCUCAUGACGAGAGUGUCUUAUUCAGCUAUACUGUGAUCUGAGCUGUAGUGUUUAGGGGGAUUUUUACCGGCAUUGCAUGAUAUUAGAUACAUGUAAUGUGAAAUCGAUCAAUAAAUUCAUGUUGCUUUAA